This is a messenger RNA of Manihot esculenta (cassava), 2240 nucleotides long. RefSeq names its product alpha-dioxygenase 1. The transcript has 11 exons. NCBI's taxonomy places the organism in Eukaryota, Viridiplantae, Streptophyta, Magnoliopsida, Malpighiales, Euphorbiaceae. Gene Ontology annotation, molecular function: peroxidase activity; heme binding; oxidoreductase activity, acting on single donors with incorporation of molecular oxygen, incorporation of two atoms of oxygen. The record is from RefSeq and is a predicted model, not a curated record. Gene Ontology annotation, biological process: response to oxidative stress. The coding region runs from base 55 to 1974 and encodes 639 amino acids.
CAGAGCUUGCCUUUCUUUGAAGAGGCAGACUAAAUUCCAAUAUUUCCAUCAGCCAUGUCUUUGAAAUCUCUCAUAAGUUCAUACUUGCAUCGCUUCAUUCAUGAAGAUUUUCACAGCCUUGUUGGUUCAAUGACGAUCAUCGACACUUUCCUUUUCCUCAUUAUUCACUCCAUUGAUAGGCUGGGAAUAUGGCACAAAUUACCAGUAUUUUUGGGUCUGAUUUAUCUAGCUAUUCGCCGGCACCUUCACCAGCAGUAUAACUUGAUCAACGUCGGCGUGACUCCAGCCAGUGUUCGAUUUAAUCCGGCUGAUUAUCCUUAUAGAACUGAUGAUGGAAAGUAUAAUGAUCCCUUCAAUGAAAAUGCAGGCAGCCAAGGAACAUUUUUUGGCAGAAAUAUGUUGCCCAUUGACCAGAAACUUAAGAUUCUGAAACCGGAACCUGCUGUGGUUGUCACAAAACUUCUGGCCAGGAGAAAGUUAAUAGACACUGGAAAACAACUGAACAUCAUAGCAGCUUCUUGGGUUCAGUUUAUGAUCCAUGAUUGGGUUGAUCAUUUGGAGGAUACUAAACAGAUUGAAUUGAUUGCACCUAAACAAGUUGCGAGGCAAUGCCCUCUACAUUCAUUCAAGUUCUUUAAGACAAAAGAAGCUCGCACAGGCUCCUAUGAAGUCAAGACUGGCACAUUGAACAUUCGUACAUCUUGGUGGGAUGGAAGUGCUAUAUAUGGGAGCAAUGCAAAAACAUUGCAGCAAGUGAGAACAUUCAUAGAUGGAAAGCUCAAAAUAUCUGAAGAUGGUCUUCUCAUACAUGACCAUAAUGGGAUUGCUUUGUCUGGAGAUGUUCGUAAUAGUUGGAUAGGUGUCUCCACACUGCAAGCCCUUUUCAUCAAGGAGCAUAAUGCAAUUUGUGAUGCUCUCAAGAAGGAAAAUCCACAUUUGGGAGAUGAACAAUUAUAUAGAUACGCAAGAUUAGUGACCUCUGCUGUGAUUGCAAAGAUUCAUACCAUUGAUUGGACAGUGGAGCUUUUGAAAACUCAUACAUUAUUGGCUGCAAUGCGUGCAAACUGGUACGGAUUGUUGGGAAAGAAAUUCAAGGACAAAUUUGGGCACGUUGGAGGAGCCAUACUGGGAGGCCUUGUGGGUCUUAAGAAACCUGAAAAUUACGGUGUCCCUUAUUCUUUGACUGAGGAAUUUGUUGGUGUUUACAGAAUGCAUUCACUUCUGCCUGAUCACCUUGCUAUCAGAGACAUUACUCUUGAACCUGGUCCAAAUAAAUCUCCACCGUUGAUUCAAGAGAUUCCUAUGGAGAACCUCAUAGGCAUAAAUGGAGAAAGUGUUCUAGCAGCGAUUGGAUUCACCAGACAAUUGGUCUCAAUGGGUCACCAAUCCUGUGGAGCCUUAGAGCUAUGGAAUUAUCCUACAUGGCUUAGGGACCUUGUGGUCCAGGAUGUUGAUGGCCAAGAGAGGAUUCCUCAUGUAGACCUACCAGUUCUUGAAGUUUUCAGGGACAGGGAGAGGAACAUUGCAAGGUACAAUCAAUUUCGUAGAGGUUUAAUGAUGAUUCCCAUAUCAAAAUGGGAAGAUUUGACUGAUGAUGAAGAAGCUAUUCAAGUGCUGAAAGAGGUUUAUGGUGAUGAUGUAGAAGAACUUGAUCUUCAAGUGGGACUCAUGGCAGAGAAAAAGAUUAAAGGAUUUGCAAUUAGUGAGACUGCUUUUUUUACAUUCAUUCUCAUGGCAUCUAGGAGGCUGGAGGCCGACAGGUUCUUCACAAGCAAUUUUAAUGAGGAAACAUAUACAAAGAAGGGACUUGAAUGGGUGAAUACUACAGAGAGUCUAAAAGAUGUGAUAGAUCGUCAUUACCCAGAAAUUACAAACAAGUGGAUGAACUCUACAAGUGCAUUCACUGUCUGGGACUCGCCUCCUGAAUCUCAGAGUCUCGUUCCUCUGUAUCAUCGUGUUCGGCGGUCAGCUUAGAAAUCCACGUAAGAAGAAAAGAAAUGGAACUUAUUAGUAAUAAAUAAAAUAUUUAAAUUUUUCGGCACUAGUGCCUUUGUUUACCAAAUACUUGAGCAAGGAAAUUGGAAUAGCUGGGAUUCAUCAAUGGAAAAAAUUUAAGACCUGAUCCAGAAGAUGAAAUGUAUGAGAAAUGGGUAAGAGUUGAUAGUAUGGAAACAUCCUGGAUCCUUAACUCUUUUUCUAAAGAUUUAAUUGAGGCUUUUUUUAUAUGUUGCUUCUGCUAA